Molecule: messenger RNA, 4046 nt
Organism: Otolemur garnettii (small-eared galago)
Lineage: Eukaryota; Metazoa; Chordata; Mammalia; Primates; Galagidae
Gene: SCAF4
Product: SR-related CTD associated factor 4
Exons: 19
Coding region: 415-3684 (1089 amino acids)
Biological process (GO): negative regulation of termination of RNA polymerase II transcription, poly(A)-coupled
Cellular component (GO): nucleus
Molecular function (GO): RNA binding; RNA polymerase II C-terminal domain phosphoserine binding
Source: RefSeq, a predicted model, not a curated record
AGGGUGCCCCGCGCGGCGUGGAGUCGGGCCGCUGCCGCCAUCCCGCUGGCGAGAGGGAGAGAGAGGCCCGCCCGCUCGCCGGCCGGGCCAGUGUGGGCUAGUGCGUGAGGGCGCUGGGAGCCGUGUCAGCGAGACUCAGAGCGCAGCCGCCACCACCAAACGGACAUGUUGGAGCCCAGCGCCGCCGCCGCCUCUUUUUCCUCACCCUGCAAACGGGACUGAGAAGGGGCCCGCCACCCGUCCGCCUCUGCCUCGCCGCGUCGGCCGCAGCCUCUUCCCGUCCAGCCUCAGGCUCCGCUUCUCGUCGCCUCCCCCCGCUGCCAGGCCCAGUCGGUUCCCCGGCCCCGCUCCGCCGCGGCGCGAGGUCUAUGUGACCAGCGGGCCCGGUGCCGCCGCCGCCGCCGCAGCGCGAACAUGGACGCCGUCAACGCCUUCAACCAGGAGCUUUUUUCACUUAUGGAUAUGAAACCUCCCAUCUCUAGAGCCAAGAUGAUUCUCAUCACUAAAGCUGCUAUUAAAGCUAUUAAGCUUUAUAAGCAUGUGGUUCAAAUAGUAGAAAAGUUCAUCAAAAAGUGUAAACCAGAGUACAAGGUUCCAGGAUUAUAUGUAAUUGACUCAAUUGUGCGACAGUCUCGUCAUCAGUUUGGAACUGAUAAAGAUGUUUUUGGGCCAAGAUUCUCUAAAAACAUAACUGCCACAUUCCAGUACUUAUAUCUUUGUCCAUCUGAAGAUAAGCAAGCCACUCCAAACUCUGUACCAACUGUACCACAGUUGCCCAGCUCUGAUGCUUUUGCUGCUGUGGCUCAACUUUUUCAGACAACUCAAGGCCAACAGCUUCAGCAGAUCCUUCAGACUUUUCAGCAGCCUCCAAAACCACAAUCUCCUGCCCUUGACAAUGCUGUGAUGGCUCAGGUUCAGGCUAUCACAGCUCAGUUAAAGACAACCCCUACACAACCACCUGAGCAAAAAACUGCUUUCCCCCCACCUGAACAAAAGACUACAUUUGACAAGAAGCUGCUUGAUAGAUUUGAUUAUGACGACGAGCCUGAAGCUGUGGAAGAAUCAAAGAAAGAGGAUGCUGCUGCUGUCACCACGACAGCACCUGCUGCUGCUGUGCCUCCCACACCCACCACCACUGUGCCUGCUGCUGCUGCUGCUGCUGCUGCUGCCCCCACUGCUGCCUCUCCUCCUCCUCCACAGGCACCAUUUGGAUUUCCUGGAGAUGGCAUGCAGCAGCCAGCAUACACACAGCAUCAAAAUAUGGAUCAGUUUCAACCUCGAAUGAUGGGAAUACAACAGGAUCCAAUGCACCAUCAGGUUCCACUUCCUCCUAAUGGACAGAUGCCAGGAUUUGGAUUUCUUCCUACACCGCCAUUUCCCCCCAUGGCUCAGCCUGUAAUUCCUCCAACUCCACCAGUUCAACCUUUCCAAGCCACUUUUCAGACACAAAAUGAACCCCUCACACAGAAGCCACAUCAACAGGAAAUGGAAGUAGAACAACAACCUUGUAUUCAAGAGGUUAAACGGCAUAUGUCUGAUAAUAGAAAAUCAAGAUCCAGGUCAGCAUCCAGGUCACCAAAAAGGAGACGAUCUAGAUCUGGUUCUAGAUCUCGAAGGUCUCGUCAUAGACGUUCUAGAUCUCGGUCCAGGGAUAGACGCCGACAUUCUCCCCGAUCUCGAUCCCAAGAAAGACGGGAUCGAGAAAAAGAACGGGAACGUCGGCAAAAAGGCCUUCCUCAAGUCAAACCAGAAACUGCAAGUGUUUGCAGUACUACACUCUGGGUAGGACAGCUGGAUAAAAGGACUACUCAGCAGGAUGUUGCCAGUCUCUUGGAAGAGUUUGGUCCUAUUGAAUCAAUUAAUAUGAUUCCUCCCAGGGGUUGUGCCUACAUCGUUAUGGUUCAUAGACAAGAUGCUUAUCGUGCCCUGCAGAAACUGAGCCGAGGAAAUUAUAAAGUAAACCAGAAAUCCAUAAAGAUUGCCUGGGCCUUAAACAAAGGAAUAAAGGCAGAUUAUAAGCAGUAUUGGGAUGUAGAACUUGGUGUAACUUAUAUUCCGUGGGACAAAGUCAAGCCUGAGGAACUGGAGAGUUUUUGUGAAGGAGGAAUGUUGGACAGUGACACACUCAACCCAGAUUGGAAAGGAAUUCCCAAGAAGCCUGAAAAUGAAGUUGCUCAAAAUGGAGGUGCAGAAACUUCACACACAGAACCAGUAUCACCCAUACCUAAACCUCUACCUGUACCUGUCCCUCCUAUUCCUGUUCCUGCACCUAUAACAGUGCCACCCCCACAGGUCCCACCACAUCAGCCAGGUCCUCCUGUAGUUGGUGCUCUUCAGCCACCCACUUUCACCCCUCCUUUGGGAAUUCCUCCUCCAGGCUUUGGUCCUGGUGUCCCUCCACCCCCUCCUCCUCCACCAUUUUUGCGCCCAGGAUUCAACCCAAUGCAUUUACCUCCAGGUUUUCUUCCUCCUGGACCCCCACCUCCUAUAACUCCACCAGUAUCCAUUCCUCCUCCUCACACUCCACCAAUCAGCAUCCCAAACUCUACUAUCGCUGGUAUAAAUGAAGACACUACAAAAGACUUAUCUAUUGGAAAUCCCAUUCCAACAGUGGUGUCUGGGGCUAGAGGAAACGCUGACUCUGGUGACAGUGUGAAAAUGUAUGGCUCUGCUGUGCCACCUGCUGCACCCACGAAUCUGCCCACCCCUCCUGUAACCCAGCCUGUUUCACUUCUUGGCACUCAAGGGGUUGCCCCUGGUCCUGUAAUUGGGCUCCAGGCACCAUCUACUGGUCUUCUUGGUGCCCGACCCGGCCUCAUCCCACUUCAGCGCCCUCCAGGAAUGCCUCCACCUCACCUGCAGCGAUUCCCUCUGAUGCCCCCUCGCCCCAUGCCACCACACAUGAUGCACAGAGGUCCGCCACCAGGACCAGGGGGCUUUGCAAUGCCUCCACCUCAUGGAAUGAAAGGUCCCUUUCCACCCCACGGCCCCUUUGUUCGGCCUGGUGGAAUGCCAGGGCUCGGGGGCCCAGGACCAGGCCCAGGUGUUCCUGAAGACAGAGAGGGGAGACAGCAACAACCCCAGCAGCCACAGCCACCGCCGCAGCAGCCACCACCACCACAGCCACAGCAGCAGCAGCAGCCGCCACCGUCGCAGCAGCCUCCACCAAGCCAGCAGCAGCCACAGCAGUUUAGAAAUGAUAACAGGCAGCAGUUCAAUUCAGGUAGAGACCAAGAGAGGUUUGGAAGAAGAUCUUUCGGAAAUAGGGUGGAAAAUGACCGGGAACGGUAUGGGAGCCGUAAUGAUGAUAGAGAUAAUAGUAAUCGUGAAAGGAGAGAGUGGGGAAGAAGGAGCCCUGACCGGGACAGGCACAGAGACUUGGAAGAGAGAAAUAGACGCUCUAGUGGGCAUCGAGACAGAGAGAGAGAUUCUAGAGAUAGAGAGUCUCGUAGAGAGAAGGAAGAAAACCGAGGAAAGGAAAAGCCUGAGGUGACAGACAGGGCAGGUGGUAACAAAACCAUUGAACCUCCCCUUAGCCAAGUGGGAAAUGUAGACACUGUUUCAGAACUUGAUAAGGGGGAGUCUGAGACCACAGUUGUAAAACCUGAAGAGUUACCUGCUGAGGCUACCUCAUCCGUUGAACCUGAAAAGGAUUCUGGCUCAGCAGCAGAGGCUCCUCGCUAAGUGACUGGAAUUUGUCAAAAUGUGACAGUGACACUUCCUGGAGUUAGAGCGUCAGGUGUACAGAUGCUGUAUUAUAUUUGCUCCUGCUAUAUCACAGCCCCACGGUAGUUGGUGGGGAAUUGUAAGCAAUUUGAUUGCUUCCCUUCUAUUUAAAAAUAGCCACAAAAUAACAAAAAAUACUGAAAAUAUGAAUAAAUAUUACCCCUUUUGCUGUAACUUUUUAAAAGUUUUGACUUUAAAAAGUUUACAAAUCAAAAUUAGAAGUGCUCUCUAUUUUUUUUUUUUUAAUUUAAGACAAGGUAACGGUGAAAGCUCCUCAACACAAUAGGGAUGUUUUUAAUAAACUCUAUUUUCGUAACAAA